CUGCUUUCUCUCAACAGCAGUAAUCCUACGUGGAGUCAUAACAUUGGGUCGCUCACAUCACGACGAAAUAUCUCCACCACCGCGACGCGGCCGCGGAAAAAAGAAAAUUAAAAAGCACAAACGUAUAAUAGCGAGCGCCGAGCAGAGCACCGCCUCCCGACCAAGCGGAAACGAACUCAGUCGACUUCGACACAGUUGCUCCUCCGCGUCUUUGUUCUUUCUUCUUCCUUCAUAUUCAAGCCUCUAGCCUGGCCGAAGUGUUGAGAUCACUUUUCCAUUCGACGUUUCUGCACACACAAACAGAAAGAGUAAAGCAGAAAAGAAAACUACUCCGGCGCCUGCGCAUGAAUGGAGAAGACCGCCAUGGCCGCCGCUGUUUGGAUGCUCCCAUUGCUACUGGUGCUAGCGCAGUUCACUGAAGCUGCUCAAGAAGGUUUCGACGUUCGCCAGCAUCUCUCCACCGUAUCCAGAUACGGUGCUGUCAAAGAUGUCAUCGUCAACAAUACCUUUGUUCCGUCCAAUGCGGUUGAUGGCUGCACUGCAAUUCACUUGAACCUAGUGGCAAGACACGGGACUCGUUCGCCAACCAAGAAGCGAAUGAGAGAGUUAGACAGGUUGGCUUCUCAUCUAAAAGAGCUUAUAAGUCAUGCUGAACAUAAGAAGUUGUCUUUGGAAAAGCUUCCUGCCUGGCUGCGGAGUUGGGAGUCGCCAUGGAAAGGUAAACUGAAAGGUGGAGAGUUGAUUAGUCAAGGAGAAGAGGAAUUGUAUGAUCUUGGAAUGAGGACUAGAGAAAGGUUCCCACAGUUGUUCGAGGAGCCAUACCAUCCGGAUGUUUAUGUUAUCAAGGCUACACAAGUUCCUCGGGCAUCAGCUAGUGCUGUGGCAUUUGGUAUGGGGCUAUUGACCGGGAAAGGGAAACUUGGACCAGCAAAACAAAAAGCCUUUGCGGUUACCAGUGAAAGUCGUGCAAGUGAUUUGAUGCUUAGGUUUUUUGAUAGUUGUCAAAGCUACAAGGUCUAUAGGAAAAACAAGGAACCCGCUGUUGGCGAGCUGAAGGAACCUGUCUUGGAUAAAAUUACUGCUGCCUUAGUAAGCCGUUACGGUUUAGAAUUCACUCGACAGGAUGCUUCUUCUCUCUGGUUUCUUUGUAAACAGGAAGCUUCCUUGUUGGACGUUACAGAUCAAGCUUGUGGUCUUUUUAACCCUUCUGAGAUUGAAUUGUUGGAGUGGACGGAUGACUUGGAGGUGUUCAUGCUGAAGGGUUAUGGUAAUUCAAUAAACUAUAAGAUGGGAGUGCCAUUGCUCGAGGAUAUUGUGCAAUCCAUGGAGCAAGCUAUUAAGUCACAUGAAGAAAAACUGCCUCCUGGAAGUUAUGAAAAGGCAAGAUUGAGAUUCGCACAUGCGGAGACUGUGGUUCCUUUUUCAUGUCUGCUUGGGCUUUUCCUUGAAGGACCUGAAUUUGAAAAGAUCCAAAAGGAGCAACCUCUAGAUCUCCCUCCCAUGCCUCCAAAGAAAAGCAACACGAGAGGCAGUGCCGUGGCACCUUUUGCUGGGAAUAACAUGUUGGUCCUACACAGUUGCCCAGCAACCUCUUCUUCUAGCAAGUACUAUAUCCAAGUCCUCCACAACGAGCGUCCCAUCCCAAUGCCAGGUUGUGGUGGUUCUGACGUAUGCCCAUUUGAAGAGUUUAAGGAGAGGAUAGUCAAUCCUCAUCUGAAACACGACUACAAUGCACUCUGUGCUGUCAAACCAGAACCACUGAACGAGAAGCCCGUGACCAGCAAGUUAUCAAUACCGUUCCGUUGGCUCUUUGGGUGGGGAAGAGAUGAUGAUAUGGAUGAACUGUAAUUUAUCUGUCAAGAAGCCAGUAGAGAAAGAAAGAGAAGAGAAGAGAAGUUUCUUGUGUUCUGGUAAGAGUUCCACUACACGCUGCUGCCAUCAAGGGAUAUUAUGGGCUGACUGACAGUCUCACUCUUGCUUCUGACGGCACUCUUUUCGUCACGCUGCCUGAUCAUCUCAAGUUCCUCCAUUGAAGAAGAAGCACUGAUUGUAGGUCAGAUUUUGGUACAUCCCUAGUUAUGUUUGUUGUGGAAGUUGGAAUCUCCAGUUCCUUUUGAAAACUUUUUGUAGUCUUCGCAAUGAAGCGUGGCUUCAUGAGAAAACCAAAUGCAAGUUCUUGUGCUCUGUCAAUCGUUAGUCGUUAACGAUCCAUCUCCAGGCGACCAACCUUGGGAUAAGUGGACUUUCUAUCACACGAGUCCGAUUUUGCCUUUCAUUUCUUCUCCCUCUACAGUCUACACCCUGGUGAUGUUCCACAAUUCUUCGUGUGAGUGGUCAAGCGCUCCUACAACGGGCAGGUUUGGGCGAGUACUCAUACCUGUCUCGCCUCUCGGGGCAGGUUCGGGUACAGGUCAGGUAAUCCAUCACAGAAUGAAGUUUGAAGUUUGAAAGAAAAAUGU
Molecule: messenger RNA, 2459 nt
Organism: Linum tenue
Lineage: Eukaryota; Viridiplantae; Streptophyta; Magnoliopsida; Malpighiales; Linaceae
Source: the annotation of a GenBank genome assembly